CCAGAAGACCACUUCAUUAAAAUAUUAAGAGUGAAGGAAUUUUCUAGCUAGUUCUACUCUGAUAACUGUUUUUGGUGAGAUCUUUUGUUUUACAGCUUUCAUGACCGCCGAAGCCGAAGCCGAAGUUAAACCGCUGGAGAAGAUGGCUACCCGAGAGAGGAGGCCUAGGCCUACGAAAGAGAAGCCUAAUCCUCCAAAAGAGAAGAAGCCCAAGCCUCCAAAGGAGAAGAAGCCAAAAGCUGUUUCUCAUCCUCCUUACUUUGAGAUGAUAAAGGAAGCUCUUUUGGCUCUGAAGGAUAAGAGUGGUUCGAGUCCCCGCGCCAUAGCAAAGUACAUAGAAGAGAAGCACAAGUCGGUUCUUCCUGCGAAUUUCAAGAAGAUGCUUGGUGUGCAGUUGAAGAACUCUGCCGCUAAGGGAAAGCUUAUCAAGAUCAGGGCGUCUUACAUGCUAGCUGAAGGAGUAGUCCCGAAGGAGAAGAUUCGUGUGAAGGAGAAAGUACCGAUCAUCAUCAUGGAGAAGACAAGAUCUGCUACAGCUGCUGUGAAAAAAGCAGAGGUUCCAGUGAAGGCUUCCAUGAAAAAGAGCAAGGUGUAUUCUCCGGCCAAACCGAAGCAACUGAAGUCCAUAAGGACUCCAGUUGUGAGGAAGGCCAGGAAAAUGGCUGCUGCUUAGAGAACAAGAACAACAACAACAAAGUUGCAGCUUACUAAUAUAAAAUGUAUAAACUAGUUGGAUAUGUGCAUGUAGGAGUUGCCUGUAAGUUUCGUGGUUAAUAAUGUAAGAUUACAUGUCGUCUACAUGUGUGAUUAUGUGGUUUUGAAAGA
Messenger RNA from Pistacia vera, 825 nucleotides. Its product is annotated as histone H1. The record is from RefSeq and is a predicted model, not a curated record. Gene Ontology annotation, cellular component: nucleus; nucleosome. Gene Ontology annotation, biological process: negative regulation of DNA recombination; nucleosome assembly; chromosome condensation. Gene Ontology annotation, molecular function: nucleosomal DNA binding; structural constituent of chromatin; double-stranded DNA binding. Bases 101 to 673 code for a protein of 190 amino acids. The transcript has 2 exons. NCBI's taxonomy places the organism in Eukaryota, Viridiplantae, Streptophyta, Magnoliopsida, Sapindales, Anacardiaceae.